Aphanomyces astaci is the source of this 714-nucleotide messenger RNA. RefSeq lists its product as hypothetical. Lineage: Eukaryota; Oomycota; Saprolegniomycetes; Saprolegniales; Verrucalvaceae. The record is from RefSeq and is a predicted model, not a curated record. The coding region runs from base 1 to 714 and encodes 237 amino acids. The transcript is spliced from 4 exons.
AUGCUACCUCCCUCCGACAAGAGGCACGGGCCGGGUACGCAACCGCGCCCCGUACCGCUCCCGGAAGACAUCACCGUGAGCACAGAAGAAGGCGGAAGGAUUGGAGCUCCGGGGGCGAAAGCGACCUUACAGCAACAGACUGACGUAGGAAGAGGGUGCGACGAGGCGCCUGGAAGAGACAAGACAAUUGGAGAGACCUCCGGGACCACGGGUGUAUACAUAAGACCCAGCGCCGGGGAUGACUCGCGUCGACAAACGGACGGGGGCGAAGUCAAUGAAAAGAAGGGCAUGUAUGCAGAACCCUCAAAAGAUGAAAGUUCGUGUCGACAAACUGAACCGAACACCCUCGACGCUAGUGCGUCGCCUGACGGAGAUUCUCUGGCUCCUCGGGGUGCUACCUCCGUCCUGUCCCGGACCCUGCCUCGGGCCCGGGGCCCAUUGACCACCUUCACGGAAGAGACGAGGGCCGGUCGGGAGCACCCGGACUGGAUUGACGCUAUCUCCCGGGGCGAUAUGGCCGAACUUCCCGACUCCCGACAUGUGGAUAUCGAAGAACGGCACUACUGGAUCUGGCUCGUCGGGGCGGCGGGUGCGAUCGAGCCAGCACCAGAUGACGUGUCAUGUGGGGAGAAUGUCGCGGGGAAUAUUCGGACGUUCCGCGACCAGCCGUGGUGUUUUGGCUUUCUGCGCUCCGCGUUACGGGAGGCUCGCUGA